Messenger RNA from Peronospora matthiolae, 2316 nucleotides. NCBI's taxonomy places the organism in Eukaryota, Oomycota, Peronosporomycetes, Peronosporales, Peronosporaceae. The record is from the annotation of a GenBank genome assembly.
AUGCCAUCUCUCUUAACGAAGCUUGACGAAACCCAGGAAGAGAUUGUCCAAGUGCGUGACGAAAUGCUCGAGGCCUUGCACACUUUCUACUCGUCGUCCUGUACGAUGCUGUCGAUGGAUGAAGCUGUCAAGAUGGCGGUUACAUGGAGUACGGAUGCGUCGGACGGGUUUCCUGGUGAAAGGGACGUCACGGAACAUUCGGUCAUACCGACAAAAGUGCGUCAGCUGAACGCCGCUCUGCUGAGUGCUGUAGAUCGUUUGCAACUGGACGAGAACAGUGACAUGGCUCCCGAAGCGCACUUACUGGUGUCUUGGAUGCGUCGUGAACGUCUGGAGAAGCAGGCGCAGGAAUCGAAAACCAUGUUGGCUUUGGUUGAGCAGCUCCUGGAGAUUGAUCAACGACUUGGAGACGUGGAUGUUGCGAUUGACCAUGAGCAGUUUGCUGUAGCAGCAGGUGGAAUGGUAGAAGUGGAGAGGAUGGUUCAGGAAUGGGUGGAGACAAAUUCGAGCGAAGAUAGUGAGAGCGGUGAUUGCAAACUUGUCCGAGCUGUGAAGCAGCAGGUGCUAGGUCAGAAAGAGAGACUGCUGGAUCGGCUGGCGAAUUUCUUUAGCCGGAUGGCGGUGUGGCACGAUAGAGCGCUACGAGUGACUACCGAGUUUUCGGGCAAAGGAAUGACGCGAAGGACAGUUGAGGAACGACGAAGGGAUUACUGGGAAGCGUGCGAAGUGCUGGAUAUCCUGGCACCGAGGUUGCAGGACAUUGCAAAAGAUGUGUCCCGCCAUCUGAUUAAACCAAUGUUGCAGACGUCUCGAGGAAGAACAAGGCGGGGACAGGAUGAAAGUGGUGCGACACUGGAAGUUGUGGCACUGGAUGUAAAUGUCGACGAUGCAUUGGUAGAGAGCGGGAUUGUAGAUGUACAAGGAAAGUGCGCCAGCGUUGUCAUGGUGCUUCAUUUUCUCCACGAAGAGCUCUUUGCGGGCACCGUCGGGAUGAUACAUCGGUUUGAAGACUUUGUGUGGAAAAUUCCGGGCAAUCUUGAGGCUCAGCUCAUGAAUAUGCUGCAAGAUGAAAUCCCUCACGAUGCUACCGCGCUAGACGCGUACCGCAAAGUUUUGGCGGAUACUGUUGUGAGCUUGGAAGACAACUUGACAGCCAUUGGUUUUUCGGCUUGCAACAAUAGCCAGCUACGAGGUUUCGUCGAUGAGCUGAACCAGUUGCACGCUACAAAACGCCGUCAAGUCAUCUUGAGCUCCGGACGUACCUUGAUUAGUCAAGCAUAUCACGAUUCAGUUAUGAUCACGGAGGACUUCGAGAAAGAGAGCUUCAGUGCAUCUAUACAGUGUGGCAAGAACGACAAGAGUGGUGUAGAAAACGAUGCUACAGUGAGCCCAAUGGCGCUUGAAAGCCGAUGUUUUCAGGUUCCUGAAUGCCGUGUGAGUGUCUGCGCUCACGAGGUGGUAGAGUUGGUGCACCGGACCCUUCAUGAGGCAUGUACUUCUGCUGAUGCGAGUGCGUGUGCAAAAGUUUUCUACCAGACAGCUCGAGACUUGUUCUUCCUGUUCCGAACCAUCGUGCCUACGUUAUACGGCGAUGAUAUUGCAAACGACCCCCGAACUUGCAUGUUGUAUCACAACGACUGCCUUUAUGUCUCGUACCACAUGUUGAUCGUUGAAUGCCGUUACAAGCAUCGGCUCCCAGCACCGCUAGAUCGAACUGCUACAAUGGUAGAUAUGCUCUCUUCUUUCCAAGAAGACGGCGAACAAGCGUUGAUCGCGUACACGUCAUCUCAAAUGAACGAGGUCAUGUCUGGGGUGAAACAUUUACCGUCGCUUGGCACUCUUGAGUCAGAGUUCGAUGUGGAACGGGUGACACACUUUCUCAAGAAUGCGCUCGACAAGUUGAAGGAAAUGAGCUGCUUGUGGCGCGAGGGGUUACCCGUGAGGAUUUAUGUCAAAACCAUGUCACGUAUGCUCGAGCCGCUCGUACAACAUUUUGUGGACGACGUGCUCACUCAAACGACUAUUUCCGACAAGACUGGAGCUCACGUCUACCGCCUCUUGUCAUUGCUUCUAGAGUCUGAAGCGCUGUUUACGUCGCCGGCUCAAGCUGUGAAGUUUGCACCUAGUUUAAACAGGUUGUCAGAGCUCGCAGCGAUAUUGAUGGACCCACUCGCAACAGUUCGUGAUAAACUUGACAGUGGUUUUCUGGACGCGUUUUCUCCAAAGGAGUUGGCUAGUCUCGUGAGAUCUCUAUUCCGUGAGUCUCCUGAGAAGAGGGAGUUCUUGCAGAAGCUGCUCGCGCUCGAGAGCAAAUGA